ACACUUGAGCUGAGGAUCGCAGUUUUAAGGCUGUGUUUGGAGGAAAUGCACUGCCACCUGUGUUUUUUUAAAAUUUAUUUAUUUUAUCAACGAGCAUAUGUGCAAUCAGUCCCCGAGAUUCUGGGAAUGAUUCUGGGAAUCAUCCACCAGAUGUGUGCCUGUAGACUUUGAGGCCACUUCCAGUCACUCCCCUGAAUAGCAGAGAGGGGAGGACUGGAGGCUGGGAUGGGAGUUCAAUGACUUCCAGAUGUGCCUUGUGGUAAUCACUCUGCAAAUACUGUUCCUACCAGCCAUCAUGUCCGGAAAGUCAGAUGGGAAAAAGAAGUGGGCUGCGGUCAGGGAUCGCCUGGGCUCCUCGCAGGACUCAGACAGCCAGCAGGAGGCCAACCUGGAGAGCGCCGACCCAGAGCUGUGCAUCAGGCUGCUGCAAGUUCCCACCGUGGUCAACUACUCUGGGCUGAAGCGACGCCUGGAAGGCAGCGACCAGACAUGGAUGGUCCAGUUCUUGGAGCUGAGCGGGCUGGACCUGCUCCUGGAGGCCCUGGACCGGCUCUCGGGGCGCGGAUGCUCUCGCAUCGCCGACGCCCUGCUGCAGCUCACCUGCGUCAGCUGCGUGCGGUCAGUCAUGAACUCCUCGGCAGGGAUCCACUUCAUCAUAGACAACGAGGGAUACAUUCGGAAGCUCUCACAAGCCUUGGAUACUUCCAACACCAUGGUGAAGAAGCAGGUGUUUGAGCUGCUUGCAGCCCUCAGCAUGUUCUCUACCGACGGACAUUGCCUGGCGCUGGAUUCCCUGGAUCACUACAAGGGCGUGAAGACGCAGCAGUAUCGCUUCAGCGUGAUCAUGAACGAGCUGCAGGCGACUGACAACGUCCCGUACAUGGUCACGCUCCUCAGUGUCAUCAACGCCCUCAUCUUCGGGACGGACAUCCUCAGGCACCGAGACAAGAUGAGGAAGGAGUUUAUCGGGCUUCAGUUACUUGAUAUUCUGCCAAAGUUAAGGGAGCAGGAGGAUGAAGACUUGAUUAUUCAAUGUGAAGCUUUUGAAGAGGCAAUGGCUGAAGAUGAAGAGGAGCUGCUGCGGGUGUACGGAGGCAUUGACAUGAGCAAUCACCUGGAGGUCUUCACUACUCUCUUCAACGAGGUGAGCAGCUCCCCAGCCUCUUUCCAGCUGCUGUCCAUCCUGCAGACGCUGCUGGUGCUGGGGCCCAGUCGCCCUGAUAUCUGGCUGGCUCUGGAGGCCAUUACAAACAGAGCCUCACUGUUGGCCCAGGACUCUCAGAUGCAGUCCUGUGAGAAGAUCAUGCAGCGACUGUUGUUCUCCAAAGGAAAGAGCUGUGACGAUCACCAUGAAGUGGACGGGCAGCUGAGCAUGGUGGAUAAGUCCGUGCAGACUGAUCCGGACAAAGAGAAGCCUGUUGAGGGCACCACGUCCUCUCAGAAGCCACUCUGUGCCCCCCCUCCACCUCCACCUGCGCCCCCUCCGCCUCCUCUGCCCCCCAGCAUGACUGGGCCCCUGCUCCAACCUUCCAACCAGUGUCCGCCCCCGCCACCACCUCCACCUCCGCCGCUACCCGGAGGGCUCGGUGGACCUCCACCACCUCCUCCCUUACCUGGCAUGCCUCCUCCGCCACCUCCACCAGCCCUACCAGGGAUGGGGGGUGGCGGACCACCACCGCCACCGCCUUUACCUGGCAUGCCUCCUCCGCCACCUCCCCCAGCACUACCAGGGAUGGGGGGUGGCGGACCACCACCGCCACCGCCUUUACCUGGCAUGGCACCUCCGCCGCCUCCUCCCCCGGGCAUGAUCGUGGCUCAGAGUAGCCAGUCCCUGGGGUGCAUGGGGCCCGCAAAGACGAACCGAUGUCCCACCCUCAGGAUGAAAAAGCUCAACUGGCAGAAACUCCGCGCCGUCACUGAUGGUCCCUCCAUGUGGGCCUCGGUGCAGAAAGAGCCUCCUCCUCCGGAGCCGGACUACAGCAGUAUAGAGCAGCUGUUCUGUCUCCCGGUGACGGAGCACAAAGACAAGGGGGCAGCUGCUCCUGUCAAGAAGGAGCCUAAAGAGAUUACAUUCAUUGAUCCAAAGAAAAACUUGAACCUGAACAUAUUCCUAAAGCAGUUCAGAUGCAAAAAUGAGGACUUUGUGACCAUGAUUCGGAACGGGGACCGAACGAAGUUUGACGUGGAGGUGCUGAAACAGCUUCUGAAGCUUCUACCAGAGAAGCAUGAGAUAGAAAAUUUGAAGUCCUUCCAAGGAGAACAAGACAAGUUGGCGAAUGUUGACCGCUUCUACAACUCCCUCCUCACUCUGCCAUGUUACCAGUUGAGGAUUGAGUGCAUGUUGCUGUGCGAGGAGACAUCAUCGGUGCUGGACAUGCUCAAACCUAAAGUCAAGCUGGUGGAGGAGGCCUGCCAGUCUCUCAGAGCGAGCACACUCAUACCCAGUUUCUGCAAGCUUAUCCUCGACGUGGGGAAUUUUCUCAAUUAUGGAAGUCACACGGGCAACGCAGAGGGUUUCAAGAUCAGCUCUCUGCUCAAGCUCACAGAGACCAAGGCCAACAAGAGCCGCAUUACACUGCUUCAUCACAUCCUGGAGGAAGCAGAGGUAGAUCACCCGGAGCUGUUGGCGCUGCCAGACGAUAUGGAGAUCUGUCAAAAAGCAGCAGGAGUUAAUCUGGACUCUGCUCAGUCAGAAGCCAGUGCCUUACUAAAACGACUCAAUGAAGCGGUCAGGAAGGUCGCCAACUCUGUGGAGGAGGUGAAGGAGCAAUAUGCCGAAGUUCUUGAUGAAAGUGUGGAGGCAUGUCGGGCUGUAGGCGAACAGUUCGCUGACAUCGACAAGCAGAGGAGUGAGCUGGCCGUCUACUUGUGUGAGGAUUCUAAUAAGCUGUCACUUGAGGAACUCUUUGGAACCAUGAGGACUUUUCGAGAACUUUUCAUCAAGGCGCUGAAGGAAAACAAAAUGAGGAAGGAGCAGGCAGCCAAGGCUGAGAAGAGAAAGAAGCAGCUGGCAGAAGAAGAGUCCAAGAGACAGAAGGGAGAAAAUGGAAAAAUAAUCAAGAGAGGCUUUGUGCCAAAGGAUGACAGCUGCAUCGUCGACCACCUCCUGGCGGAUAUCAGGAAAGGUUUCAGCCUCAGAAAGACCAGGCCAAGGUGCGAUUCGGAAAGCCAACCUUCUAGUGAAAAGCGUAGGGAUACCUGCCCACCUGGGUCAAGUGUCAAGCCUGCAAACGAAGAAGCCGCAGAAAUAGCCACCACUUCAUCUCCCAUCAAAUCUCUGACAGGGGGUCACCAGGUCAGCACAGGCGAAGUGAACGGUUUCAUCAGCCCAUCAGAAGAGACUCGCCCGGCGCCGCCGAGUGCCGCAUCAAGCGGACCAGCUGUACCUCCCAGCACUCUCCCAGGAGAGCCAGCCAUGACUACGCAGGCACCCCCGGAAAGACGGGGCCCGCAACCUGUAGUGCCUUCCCAUGAUGUGUCACAACCUCUGCCUCAGGCUGAAGGGGACCAGGGACCAUGUCUCGUCACAAAUGGCUUUUCAUUAGAUUCGGCUGAGAGCAGCGUGUUUCUUAGCCCAUCCUCCCUCUCAGACUCUGACCUGCUGGAGGCGGUGUUAGAUGGCACUUCCAGCCUGGUACCUGAGAAACUGAUGCCUGAGCAACCGGCGGAAAUUACUGUCAAUGUCCAGGUCAAGGAAAGUCCUUCACCUGAAGCAGACAUUAAUGUGGCACACAGUGGUGAAAGCAAUAUUGCGGGAGAAGGGAAGGGGGAAAUCAGUCACAAAACAAGCCAUUCAACAGAGAUUGUGGGAAAAGGCAGCGGCGGAGGAGAACGGGAGUGCGGCCAAGAUGAGGCUGUGAGUCGCAAGCAUUUGGACCUCAAACGCCAUUCGACCUUGCUCUGUGAGGGCAUCGAGGGGUACGACGUCCCAGAUGGAAUGGCAGCACAAGAUUGGCCAUUGGUGUCUGAAGCCGUGCCUCCACCCCCGAAGCCCGAAGCAAAAAAACAACAGAGCCUCUUUAAACGAAACAAAAAGAAGAGUAACCAAGGUAACAGUGGGAAAGGACACACUAAACAUAAAAAAGGCUGUGUGUUGCAGUGAGGUGACUCCAGAAAAAGGAAAUCCAGAGGAAAAAGAAAAUGUUAAUUUCUCAGACGAGCUCUGAGCUGGAAGGACUACAAUAUAUUUAAUUUUUGUGAGAUUAUAUGAAUAUUGACUGCCUUCAAGAGGAUGCAGAGGUCUUCCUUUCGCGAUGAUCUGUGUUUCCAGACAAAGAAGAGAAAACACAUCUACGGCUGUGGUCUUCACAACAUGGAAGAACUUGUCACUUUAUGUAAAUGAAUUGUUGUACUUUUCUCAGUUUAUGGGCGGUUCUGAUUCAGAACUGUUCAAAAAAAAAAUAUGAAUAUUCUUUGUAUGUUUUGUAUAGUUGUUGUAAUAUGCAUGGGACUUCUAUCAUAAGCUCCAUUCACCUUUCAGCACCUGGAGAAAGAAAGAUGCAGCGUUUGGUGCCAGAUAUUUACUGUCAAAACAAAAAAUAUAUCUCUUAAUUUCUAUACAUGUUAUACAAAUGAUCUCUUAACAAGAAAGUGCACGGACACCAUAUGGCGGAUUGUAAGUUUUAAUGUGAAGUAUAUUUUAAUAAAAAUGACUUGCAAUU
Scophthalmus maximus (turbot) is the source of this 4661-nucleotide messenger RNA. RefSeq names its product inverted formin 2 (gene inf2). NCBI's taxonomy places the organism in Eukaryota, Metazoa, Chordata, Actinopteri, Pleuronectiformes, Scophthalmidae. The transcript is spliced from 23 exons. The record is from RefSeq and is a predicted model, not a curated record. Bases 248 to 4102 code for a protein of 1284 amino acids. Gene Ontology annotation, molecular function: small GTPase binding; actin binding. Gene Ontology annotation, biological process: actin cytoskeleton organization.